Mus pahari (shrew mouse) is the source of this 1785-nucleotide messenger RNA. It is a transcript of the gene Tktl1, whose product is annotated as transketolase like 1. Gene Ontology annotation, molecular function: thiamine pyrophosphate binding; transketolase activity. The record is from RefSeq and is a predicted model, not a curated record. NCBI's taxonomy places the organism in Eukaryota, Metazoa, Chordata, Mammalia, Rodentia, Muridae.
AUGUCAGAAGCUGAGGCAAGCAGUGGGAUGGCCCACAACGCUGGACCUGAUGAGAAGACAUUGCAGGUGUUGCGGAACAUGGCCAACCGCCUGAGAAUCCGUUCCAUCAGGGCCACAAACUCCUGGACCACUAGUUUCCAAUUUAGGGUAGACCCCAGGCUUGACCCAUGGAUAUAUUUUGACAUUGAUCUGAGACUUUGUAGAUGUGGCAAAGAAGAUUUCAUCCAGUGGGAGAUUACCGUUAAUGUGGCAACAGGAUGGCCUGGACAAGGACUAGGGGCUGCCUGUGGGAUGGCAUAUACUGGAAAGUACUUUGACCAAGCCAGCUACCGGGUGUUCUGUCUUCUGGGGCAUGAGGAAUCCACAGAAGGCUCUGUUUGGGAGGCAUUUGCCUUUGCAUCCUACUACAAUUUGGACAAUCUUAUGGCAAUCUUUGAUGUGAACCUCAUUGGACACAGUAGUUCCAUGUCUGUUGAGCACUGCAUUGCCAUCUACCAGAAGCGUUGUGAAGCCUUUGGAUAAUUAUGCCUCUAUUCCUUUUGGAAUACUUAUGUGGUGGAUGGCCGUGAUGUCGAGACCCUAUGCCAUGUAUUCUCACAGGCAGCUCAAGUGAGAGGCAAGCCCACUGCUGUGGUUGCCAAAAUCUUCAAGGCCCGAGGCAUGCCAAAUGUUGAGGAUGCGAAAAGUUGGUAUGGGAGGCCAAUGCCAAAAGAAAGAGCAGAUGCAAUUGUCAAAUUAAUUGAGAGUCAGAUACAGACCAACAAAAUUCUUGUACCAUCACCCCCUAUUGAGGACUCGCCUCAAAUUAACAUCAUGAAUAUAUGUAUGGCUUCAACCCCUGUUUACGUAGCUGAUAAUGUGUCUACUCAAAGAGCAUGUGGUUUGGCUCUGGCUAAACUGGGUCAUGAAAAUGACAGAGUUAUUGUACUGGAUAGUGACACCAAGAACUGCAAUUUUUCUGACAUAUUCAAGAAAGAACACCCAGAGAGAUUCAUCCAGUGUUAUAUUGCUGAACAAAAUAUGGUAAAUGUGGCUCUAGGAUAUGCCACCCGUGACCGGAUCAUUGUUUUUACUUGUACCUUCGCUGCCUUUUUCACCCAAGCAUUUGAUCAGAUCCGAUUGGGAGCCAUCUCUCAAAUCAACAUCAACCUUAUUGGUUGUCACUGCGGGGUAUCUACUGGUGAUGACAAUCCCUACCAUAUGACCCUGGAAGACCUGGCCACGUUCCGAGCAAUUCCUAAUUGUGUUGUUUUCUAUCCAGAUGAUGACGUCUCCAUAGAACAUGCUGUUUACUUAGCAGCCAAUACUAAGAAAAUGUGCUUUAUUCGUACCAGCCAAGCAGAAACUGCAGUUAUUUACACCACUCAAGAAACCUUUCAGAUUGGACAGGCCAAGGUUGUCUGCCAUAGUGACAAUGACAAGGUCAUAGUUAUUGGAGCAGGAGUCACUCUGAAUGAAGCUCUAGUAGCUGCUGAUGAGCUCUCUAAGGAAGAUAUCUCUAUCCGUGCCAUUGACUUGUUUACCAUUAAACCUCUGGACAUUGCCACCAUCAUUUCCAAUGCAAAAGCCAUAGGUGGCCGAAUUAUCACUGUGGAAGAUCACUAUCCAGAAGGUGGCAUUGGAGGAGCUGUCUGUGUAGCAGUCUCUAUGGAGCCUAAGAUUGUAGUUCAUCAGCUAGCAGUAAUGGAUGUGCCUUGGAGUGGAAGAUGCAAUGAAGCACUAGAUUUUUCUGGAAUCAGUUCCAGAUACAUCAUUGUGGCUGUGAAAUGCAUCUUAAUGACCUAA